AUGUGGCCUAUAUUCAGUGCACUUGUCUUGAUAUCUUCGGUACCGGCAGUUUACUGUCAGUUCUUCGAGUGCCACGACGACCCCAGCUUCGAUCCCCAGGAGGGCGCCCUGUCAGAACUGCAGUUCACAUGGCUAGGAGCGCUACAGUACAUACAUGUAAAGAACGGCACCCCCCACUACUUCCGAGUGCCGCGGGUGGUGCUGAUCACGCGGCAGUUCGUUCUGUCCACCGCGGUUGAUGCGGCACAAAUACCGGACGGAUAUGCCCUAGGAAAUGUAGCCUUCGGUGAUUACGAGCGUGACGAGGUGGAGUGCCGGUUGACUGUCGAGGAGCUGUCGAGAGGAGCCGAGUGCGACCCUGCCAUCCUGCUGAUGCCUAUAGCUGACGUGUUGCUGCACCCAGAGUAUAAGCACUUCGGAGCCAAGAACAGCCUGGCUAUAUUGAAACUGAUCACGCCAAUCAAAUCGAAGUACAUGUUGCCAGCUUGCCUGCCUUUCAAGAAUCACCUGAUGCUUCGGAACGGGCGGCAGACCAAGGACCGAUUGUACCACGUCGACUUCGCUAGUGAUGUACCGAGAGACUUUAUAGAGGAAGAGAAGGAAGUCACUCGAAUCAGACUCCUACCAAGGGAACUAUGUUACUUGUACGAUAACCCUGAGAAUGCAACAGGCAAAGUUCCACGUCGCAUGGCUUGCACGACGGGGUGCGGGUUCCACUCCGGGGCACCCAGUUUGGUGCACGAGCACACCGGCCACUGGUCCAUAGUGGCUUUGUCACAAGGAGGGUUCCCGUGCCCUGAUCCGUUGAGGGCCAGGCGCCCCCCCGCCCCGCCGCGCCACAUCCUCAUCCACCCCUACGUGCCGUGGAUCACCGCCGCCAUCACGGGAAAAGCUGUGGGAGCAUUCGCAAAGGACGAUCCUUUUGGAUUCAUAAUGCCCCGCGCCUCCAUCUACGACCAGUUGGGGCACGGCUGGCUGGGCCACUGGUGGAUGGGCGGGCUGCGCUGCUACGACCGCGGCGAGGCGGCCGACGACAUAUUCAAGUUCUACCACGAGAUAUUCUCUUUGAAGCCAACUACCUUCACUUAUAUGAGCUACUAUCUGGAGAUAGAUGCUGCCCACGGGACUAUAGUGAUUUGCGUGAAAGUCGGCAUGCCUUAUCAACUCGGCAAGCCCAGGGUGUGGGAGCUGGACACACCAGUUGUGAAGGUUCGCAUCCCGCUGAUCACAUUCAGCCACCAGUAUCAGCUGCAGGUGGAGGCGUGGGCGUACAAUGCGACCUCGUCCUCUACCAGCGAGGAGCCCAGCAGCACCUCCGAGGAGGAGCCCGAGGACGACUAUUAAACCAUUCUUGACUG
Molecule: messenger RNA, 1358 nt
Organism: Chilo suppressalis (striped riceborer)
Lineage: Eukaryota; Metazoa; Arthropoda; Insecta; Lepidoptera; Crambidae
Source: the annotation of a GenBank genome assembly